Messenger RNA from Diospyros lotus (date-plum), 553 nucleotides. Its product is annotated as 40S ribosomal protein S28-1. Gene Ontology annotation, cellular component: cytosolic small ribosomal subunit; ribosome. Gene Ontology annotation, biological process: ribosomal small subunit assembly; translation; maturation of SSU-rRNA. The record is from RefSeq and is a predicted model, not a curated record. Gene Ontology annotation, molecular function: structural constituent of ribosome. Bases 142 to 339 code for a protein of 65 amino acids. Lineage: Eukaryota; Viridiplantae; Streptophyta; Magnoliopsida; Ericales; Ebenaceae. The transcript has 2 exons.
GAAACUGCAGGGAUAUGGUGCGAUUUGUCUCUAUAUAAACCACUUAAAUCAAAACCCUAGCAGCAUCGACGCAUCCUCCACCUUCAUCAGAAGCCCUAGACAGCCGCAAACUCUUCUCCAGACAGCGUCAAGCCAUUCCGAAUGGAUUCACAGAUCAAGCAUGCCCUUGUGGUGAAAGUCAUGGGUCGCACGGGAUCAAGGGGACAGGUUACCCAGGUGAGAGUAAAAUUUCUUGAUGAUCAAAACCGGUAUAUCAUGAGGAAUGUCAAGGGUCCGGUGAGGGAAGGAGAUGUGCUCACCCUGCUCGAGUCUGAGAGGGAAGCAAGAAGGCUGCGUUGAUCUCCUUGCAUGUGUUCUUCCCGUCUGCAAGAUUUGGAUGGCUUCCUAUGAACUUGCAUCAUUUUUGGGUCCUUGAGGACUUGGUUUUUAUUUGUUGUUGGCUGUUGAGAAAAACCGUUCAUGUGGUUUUGGUUGAGUUUUCUUAAAUGCUCGGGGCUAUAUAUGUUUGAAGCAUCAUUAUAGUUGGAGUAAUAUUGAUGAUUAGUUUUGAUCU